GUGUGGUUGAACUCCUUGUUUCAUUGCCAUCAUCUCUUUGCUUUGCUUGCUAUCUUGUUCAAACCCUUAAUAAACCAAAUAACAAUGUAUGAACAAGAGCAAGUCGAUUUUGAUACUUUUCUCGAAUCCAUUAGUAAAUAUCUUCUUGAUGAUCAUGAUCAUCCAGAUAAUUUCUUCCACGACCCAUCCGGUUUGAUGGUUUCCAAUAAUGAUAUGAGUAUUCCGGCCAUCUCUGAAGAGUCCUCGAUAAAUAUUGAUCAAGAAAUAUCAUCUUUCUUUGCAGCCAACUCUUGCUCCGGUGAGUCAUAUAGCCGGAGUUCCAGCUAUCUUAUGGAUGAUCCCAUCUGGCCAUUGCCAAAUUUGGAUGACUCAGAGAUCUCUAGCUUACUAGAUGGUUACAAUGACGAUAUUGUUGAAAUCCCAAAAAAUUCAGAUCCUAUUCUUGCCAUAACCAUUAACGAGUUGCCGGAUACUUCAGCAGACAUUCCGGCGACUUGCAACGAUCUUUCCGGUACCUGCUUAGGAUCAGCUAUAAGCAUGCCGUUGAAGUGGGAUUUCUCAACAGGAAACGUGGUAACGUUUGGCGAGGAGGUUUUUUCAAGUGGGGAGGAUCAGAAAUCCCCGUCAUAUGUGAAGGACUUUAAUUCUGAUGAAGUGAAGAAUUUUGAAGCUCCCCCAUUACAAUCACAGCCUGAGAGGAAGUAUAGAGGAGUGAGACGACGGCCAUGGGGGAAGUUCACAGCAGAGAUGAGGAAUCCGGAGAAGAAAGGGUCAAGAUUAUGGCUUGGGACGUAUGAGACGCCGGAGGAAGCAGCCAUGGCGUACGAUCGAGCAGCAUUUAAGCACCGUGGGUCUCAUGCUUUGCUGAAUUUCCCUCAUUUAACCGAAUCACACAAUGAAAAUCCACAAAGAUAUAUCACAAAAAAACGAUCAUCACCAUCACCAUCUUCAUCUUCAUCGGAUUCUUCAAAGAACAGCCAUCGGAAUAAAAGGAAAAGUUCCGUAUAGGAAGAGUAACUUGAAAACUGCAGAUAACAUGCAUUAAUUGCUUAUUUGUAUCGUAUAAACUAUAAAAUUGUCAAUUAUCGAAAAUAUAUGCAGAAGGUUUUGUAGACUAUAUAACACUAUUACUAAUAUAUCUCUCGUUUGUUUACCGUAGCUACACUAUCUAUAAUUCAUUUACUAUGAAAAUCAAUGAAUUUAAAUCUUAUUA
Lactuca sativa (garden lettuce) is the source of this 1213-nucleotide messenger RNA. RefSeq names its product ethylene-responsive transcription factor 1. The record is from RefSeq and is a predicted model, not a curated record. Gene Ontology annotation, molecular function: DNA-binding transcription factor activity; DNA binding. Gene Ontology annotation, biological process: ethylene-activated signaling pathway; regulation of DNA-templated transcription. NCBI's taxonomy places the organism in Eukaryota, Viridiplantae, Streptophyta, Magnoliopsida, Asterales, Asteraceae.